AUGUGGAACGUUGUUUCUCAAGUUGGGAAGGUGGCCUACCGCACUGCUGCGAAGACAGGCCUGGCCGCCGGUACAGAGCAGCCCCCGUACCCGUGUGCACUGCCGCUACAGAGUUUAGAAGACCCCGAAGACACGGCUCAAGUACAGGAGCUCCUUGACAACAUUUUUGUCGCCGCAAAAGACCUCCUCGAAAACGACGCCGAACACCAGUGGCGCCUUGUGGAUUACCAGGACCCUGACAAGGGCGGCGACUUGCACCUCUUCACUCGUCCCCACAUUGGCCCCUUCAACUUCGCCAAAGCGACGGUUUCUUUUAUGGAUGUGACGCCGCAGCAGGUGCUUGACACCAUGCACAGUGAUGAAGAGGCAAGCCGAAAAAAAUAUUCGGCCAAUAUAAGCCAUUUCGAGAUUCUUGCAAGGCCGACGCCCACGUCCAACGUACAGUAUCACGAGUAUUGGGCACCACCCCCAGUCUCCGGUCGCGAGUUUAUCUUUCUUGCCGAGAAGAAGUACGUGGAAGAGGAUGACGUUUACUACGUCUAUGGGUGCAGCAUUGAUUACGCACCACUCAACAAGAAGUCCAGUGGCCAUGUGCGCGCAUCGUGCCUGUGGGCUUGGGAGUUAACUCCUAUUGGCAACAACACGAUGGCCACGUACGUGAGUUGCAUGAACCCCCGCGGCUGGACACCCACGUUUAUUAUGGGAUGGCUGAAGUCAGAGAUUGGGAAAGAGCUGGUAGCAUGUCGCCGUGUCCUGUAUGGUGAGACCGUUCAAUUGGAGCGCGCAUCGCUCGUUAGCAUGGGAUUGAAAGAUGAAGAUGUGAUGCUGAUGAGGAACCAGGCAGGCGAAGAGGAGCCAUUGUCAUGCUAG
This is a messenger RNA of Trypanosoma cruzi, 870 nucleotides long. RefSeq lists its product as uncharacterized. The record is from RefSeq and is a predicted model, not a curated record. Lineage: Eukaryota; Euglenozoa; Kinetoplastea; Trypanosomatida; Trypanosomatidae. Gene Ontology annotation, molecular function: lipid binding. The coding region runs from base 1 to 870 and encodes 289 amino acids. The transcript has a single exon.